AUGAGAUGGAAUAAUUUUGAGCUUUUUGCAAAAUUUAUUUAUGACGAGAAACCUGACGCGUCGCCACAAGACAUAUUAGAUACAUACAAUCUAAACCUUAUCGAUAUCGCUACAAUCAAAAACAUCGAAUUUGAUGUCAUUCACCAUGUUCAAGAACAUAUUAAU
This is a messenger RNA of Funneliformis caledonium, 165 nucleotides long. NCBI's taxonomy places the organism in Eukaryota, Fungi, Glomeromycota, Glomeromycetes, Glomerales, Glomeraceae. The record is from the annotation of a GenBank genome assembly.